Molecule: messenger RNA, 1263 nt
Organism: Heterobasidion irregulare TC 32-1
Lineage: Eukaryota; Fungi; Basidiomycota; Agaricomycetes; Russulales; Bondarzewiaceae
Exons: 2
Coding region: 1-1263 (420 amino acids)
Source: RefSeq, a predicted model, not a curated record
AUGGAUUAUCUCUGGCGUGGACGCACUGGCGCGCACUGCGAUGCCGAGCUUGAAGUUGACAAUCUCAGGGAAUCGCUGCGAAAGAGGAACAACGACUUGAAGAGCGCCCGCAGCUCCAAGCUGAGAUGGAAAGAGGGGUACGAAGAGCAGAAGCGAGCAUUGGAAGACGCGAGAGAUGAAAGUGAAAUGAAGACGAAGCAGCUGGACAGUCUCGUGGUUACCUUACACAUGCUCAACAACGAAUUGCAGAUGGCGACCAACACCGUCGUGCAACGGGAGCACACAAUCUCACAGCUCCAAACCAAGAACCAAGCCCUCGAAACGACGCUUGCGCAGAACAAAGCCCUGCUGGAUACGAGGACGCGAGAGCUCGAGAUGGCACAGGCCUUCCUGACCAAGCAGGAGACGUUCACAGAGAAGGAGAUUAUCGAGCAGAUCGAGGCACUCAACUACGAGAUAUUCCAGGUCGCCAUCGUGCUUUCGGAUGCAUGGGUUGGCAAGGGCAUACAUGGGACGGUUGGGAAACCGAAGGAUGAGAGCGAGCAAAGUCAGACAGUGUUCGAGGAAGUCCAGUCUCGAUCCACUCUGCGAAUAGCCCAAAUAGCCCAGAGCGCGCCGCAGAUGGGAGAUCCACUCUUUCUCCAGAUCGUAUUUCAAGCAUACCUCACGCACGUCGUGGCUUCCCUUAUAAUGCGAUGGGUUUUUGGCAAUCCCCCUUUGGAGAAAGGUAUGAAAAAUGUCUUCAAAGCACUCCGAGACGCAGAACCGCCUGAAAUCUCUGGACGAUGGAGAGCACUUACCCACCGUUAUACGCAAAAGGCGUUUUACAAGGGACCAGCACCGGAAAUCUCGCUCACCGACUACCUCGUGGAGAAAUUGACUUUGUGUGUGCUCUGCGCGGCCCUGGAUCGUGAUCACGCUCAAAUCAAGCAGACGAUCUUCCAGAAAGCAGGCGAUGGACUUCAUGAGGUCGCUACAUUCGCAUUAAAAUUAAACAAGAUUAUCGGAGAGGAGGUCACGGCAAGUAUGCUGUCGCCAAUGGUGAUUAAAGGCGGAGAUGUGUUCGAUGCUCGGAGCAUGGAGGACACAUUCAGUGACCGAGGAGCCAAGACGAAGGUGAAGGAAUCAGUACCUGUGAUGUGCACAACGAGUAUGGGUCUCAUUCGGGAUGUCAUUCGGGAUGAUGGGAAGCUGGAUCGUGCCGUGUUGUUGAGGCCAAAGGUUACAUUGGAGAGUGUGUUGGCGGUGUUGGUGGAGAAGUAG